GCCUCGCAUCUCGACUCGAAGCUCGCCAGCAUCCUGCACCGCGCGCUGCUCGCGGGCCCGGCGCUGCCCUCGCGCGUCUUUAGCAGCGACGAGCUCUCGUCCGAGCCGCUCUCGCUCGCCAGCGAGGAGCGCGAGCCGGGCUUCGAGGCGCGCUACUCGCUCGUGCUGCGCAUCUGGCGCCAGCCGGCCGUCGUGGCUCGCGCGCUCGACAGCGGCAAGCAUGCCACGCUGCACGACAUCAUCGCCGGCACGACGCCGACGGUGUGCUUUGACUUUGUCUGCGUCCUCGACGCGCCGGCGCAUGCGAUCAUCCCGCUGCCCAUGCGCACGAGCACGCCCGAGCUGCUGUCGAGGCUUUCGCGCCGCACGUCCGAGGUCGACAAGGAGGAGGCGCGGCGCAGCCAGCUGCCGCACGCCGCCGCCAACUAUCCGCAGCUGAUUGGCCGGACGGGCCACCACCAGCUCACGUCGUCGCACUCGGCGUCGCCGCUCGGCGAGUCCCGCGCGCGCUCGCCGUCGCCGUCCGGCAAGCUUUGGUCGCGCUUCUCCGUGUCCAGCAGUGAGGGGCGGCGUUCGCGGCCCACGACGCCGAACAGCGAGUCGACGCAAGGCCGCACGCUGGCGCCAAAUGACUUUUGCUGGCCGGUCCGACGGCCCGAGCCGAGUCUCCAUUCGGGCUCCGCCUCCUCGCGCACAGAGACUGGCUCGCGCAGCAGUCGGCGCUUCAAGGCGCGCUCGCCGCGCACUUCCAACGCGAGCUCCGGUGCGCCACCCUCAAGCGUCGGCUCUGGCCCGCCAGCGCUAGCGGCCUUGUACAGCCCGUCGACGACGCUUGCGCACAUGCCGCCAGAUGCAGAUGACGUCCUCGUCAUCAAGGACCCGGCGCGUCUUUCGCGCGUGGUGGAGGCCAAGCCGCAACGUCGUGCUGCUUCGCCAGCGUCGGCGAGAUCGUCGUGGCUGGGUGGCACGCUCGAGGGCAUCGGCAAUUUGGGCCGUCGUCGCAGUGCUGCCACAAUUGCAGACAGCGAGAAGCCGCCGACAGGUCGUGCCACGCCAGAGCCGGUCUCCAUCGCGCAAGCUCCGACUCGUCCGAGCCGUCGUCCGCCCACGGCCAUGUCGGACGGCAAACGGAGCCCGUGGCAGCGUCUCCGCACCGUGACGUGCCACGCCGCCGAAGAGGAGGACUUCCGUGGCACGCCGGCGCUGCCUCGCUCGCACUCGGGCGAGUCGCUUGCGCAGUCGAGGCAGGCCAACUUACGCUCGGGCAGUCUGCCAUCGACAUCGGUCCGCCCUGUCGCGCCGAGGCCAGACUCACUGGCGCACUACGCUUCCGGGUCGCCAGGCCUGCGCGUGAGCACCUCUACGCCCGGGCGCCUGUCGCCUGCCGCGCUGCCGCGCACCCCGGAGCGGCCCGACUUUGUGACGGAGCUUGACGACAUCGACGCCGAGCAGUCGAGUUUGCGAGGGCCAGGCAACUGGCAGCCGAGUCUUGGCGCGUUGACGGAGGCGUCUUUCGACUUGCCGACGCGCACCUUUCUGCCUGACGAGAGCGAGACGGAAAUGGAGAGCGCGCAGUGGCACGCCGCGCCGGAAGAUACGCAUGACAGCGAGCUUCGCAGCGGCAGCUCGCUCGAUGAGAUGCAGGACGGCGAGCUGCGCAGCGGCAGCUCGAGCGACUCGACGUGGCGCUCGUCGCACUCGCACACGACGGAGGCGCCGCUCUACGCCGACGAGUCGCUUGCGUCGACCGCGUCGACCGAAGGCCCACUUGCCACCGUCGAGAUCUACGCCGACCCGCCGGUGUACUACGCCAAUCCGCACGUGUACGACGCAGACACGCUCUCGCCCAUGCUGGAGGGUCUCUCGUGUAGCGACGAGCACGUCUCGCCAGUUGACGAGCGCACGUCUUUCUUCGAAGAGCGCGCGUCGUACGCCGAGACAUUCGGCGGCCACACGUUCGGCACCGAGUACGCCCAGCGCUCGUACGCCGAGACGUUUGGCCACGAGCCAGCGCGCUCUCUGCGCGGCGUGGACGAGGAGAACGACAGCGAAGCCGGGAGCAGCGACUCCUUCUUGACGGCCGUCGCCUCGAGCCAGGACACGUGGACUGCCACGCGCGCCGAGCUGCAGACGAGCGUGUCGCACAUCCAGUCGAUGGAGGUGAGUGACGAGGAUGCGACCCUUGACGCUUGCCGCUGAGCCAUCCUCUCAGUCCGAGAUCAACAACCUGCUCGUGCAGGAGGCAUCGCUGCGCCGC
Tilletiopsis washingtonensis is the source of this 2257-nucleotide messenger RNA. RefSeq lists its product as hypothetical. The record is from RefSeq and is a predicted model, not a curated record. Bases 322 to 2199 code for a protein of 625 amino acids. Lineage: Eukaryota; Fungi; Basidiomycota; Exobasidiomycetes; Entylomatales. The transcript has a single exon.